Priceomyces carsonii is the source of this 2202-nucleotide messenger RNA. RefSeq lists its product as uncharacterized. The transcript has a single exon. NCBI's taxonomy places the organism in Eukaryota, Fungi, Ascomycota, Pichiomycetes, Serinales, Debaryomycetaceae. The record is from RefSeq and is a predicted model, not a curated record. Bases 1 to 2202 code for a protein of 733 amino acids.
AUGGCUAAUAAAGCAACGGACACGGAUGCUCUCGUGCAAUCCACCAAAUUUAAUUGGUCAUCUUUAUCAAAUAAAGCUAAGGCAAAACAGAAAGAAACAGGUAUAAAAGUUAAAGAUUCUGACAAAUAUGAUAGUGGAGCCGUUAAUGAUGCUCUAAUAGAGGACAUUUCCAACCCUGACAAGGUAGGUGGGACUACGAAAGAUAUGGAGAAAGUGCGCAAAGGUAAUAGGAAAGCUGAGGCUACUGUUGCUUCCGACAGUACACUAUCUAAUAAUGGAAAAGUUUAUCAUAAUAGUGAGGAGAACAUGCCUCCUGUAUCAAAUGGAGUAGUUUCAGGGUGGUGGCUAUGGUCUUCGAAUUCAAAGGAGCCAGUGGAAGACACAUCUAACCAAAUAGAAGCAAAUAGGGUCGACAGCUGGACUGAUUGGAUAUCUCCUUACAGGAAUGCUGCCACAGAUUAUGUGUAUCUGAAGACAUCAGUUAACGAAAGGAAAGAUCAUCAAGGGACGGAAGCACCAAUUGAGUCCAACUCGCUUGGACCCCAAAAUAGAGAUACCCCAGAGAGCCAUUCAACUCAACCAGUAAAAAGCAGUUGGUUUACAUGGUGGUUUUUAAAUAGUUAUUCCACAGUCGAAAGUGUUGACGAUAACGACUCCUUAAUUAAAAGUGCUAAGGCAUUCAUAGAGACUUCUAAAGAUAAUUCGCACUAUGCAUUCAAGUCAUCCAUCACUGACCCCAAGUCGAGAGAUUUUAUGCUAGCAGUCAGUGAUACGCAUACAGAGAAACAACCAGUGAGAUACAAUUUAAAAAAGCGACCUCUUACUCCAAACGAAGUUCAAGAAAGGACGUUGAAACAACCAUUCACGAAUGGUCCUGCAAAGCUCAACGAUCAAAACAGCAAUAAAGCAUAUCCUAAAGAUGUGCCUCCAGAAUUUGUAUUUCCCCAUUUAGAGGAAAACUUUAGACAUAUCACCUUAAGAACAAGGCUAAGGCUAAUUGGUGAGAGCUUUUUAUAUAAGAACAAUACCUCGGAAUCACAUCUAUACAGAUCUAAGGACUCAAAGAUACGCAACCGAGCAAAAGAUCAUCUAAAAAAAGUAGUGAUAGUUGGAGUUCAUGGAUUUUUACCGAUAAAAAUGGUCAAGACGUUGAUUGGACAUUCGACUGGACAUUCCAUAAAAUUCGUAAAAGAGGCUACGGAAGCAUUUAGAAAGUGGCAAAGUAUGAAUUCUGAAAAUGAUUUACAUGAUUGUGACAUUCAAACAAUCGCAUUAGAAGGUGAAGGUAAGAUCGAGGAAAGGGUAUCAAAAUUGCUAAAAUUAUUGGAAAACUGGAUAGAUAUCAUUUUGGAAUGUGAUUUUCUUUUUUUUGUAUCACAUUCACAGGGUACUCCCGUUGCUAUCCAAUUACUAGCCGAACUUAUCACCAAGCAUAGCAUAUAUAAUAAAAAGAUAGGUUUACUAGGAAUGUCUGGUAUAUUGUGCGGGCCCCUCGCAGGCUUGGAUUCAAAACUAGUUAUCCGUGCUUAUUCUACUACGGAAAAUGAAAUCAUGAACGAGCUAUUUGAGUAUCAAAAACCAACGAGCCAUUUGUCUAUGAAACUUAGAGAAAGCAUGCAAAUACUUACGAGAAAUAAUGUUAAAAUAACAUUAAGUGGGGCUGUGAAUGAUCAAUGGAUUCCCAUCUUCUCGUCUCUUGGUUAUAAUUUCGACCAUCCGAAUAUAUUCAGGUUCUUAUAUGUCGAUGAGUCUAGCAAUGUUCCUGAAUUCAUCAUAUCCCUUUUAAAGGUAAUAGCUAUUAUGAGAAAUAUGGGAUAUCAGGACCAUAAUCUUGUUAGAGAUUUGAGUAAUCGAUGUAUGGGUACUAUUCAAGACGGCGGCCACUGCAAAAUAUACCAAGAUCAAGAGGUUUAUCUAACAGCAAUUAAGCACAGCUUGGAGACAACAUCUUUGUAUCGUCGCAGAGAUUUGACCUACAUUCCUAUAAUCAAUGUCAAAGCUUCGGUAAAUUUAUUCUCGUUGCCCUGGAACUUCCGAGGCUUGAUACACGAUCUAAUGACAGUCAGAAACAUUUCCAAUGUGAGGCUUGUGGCCCGGCUUUUGCAUGACUUCAAUUCUUGGAGUCCUACAAAACACUGGAAAGAGUUGAAAUACUGCUUCAGUGCUCUAGAAGGUAUAGAAUUCGAAGAGUUAGUACUAUAG